AGCGAGAGGGAGUGUGAGGAGUGGACAGAUCGGGGAUUUCAAUAUGGCGAGCGAAAAUAAAAGCAUCUGCCAUUUUGUGGAGGUGUUUUAAAAUAGUUUUUGUUGUAUUAUUAUUUCAUUUUUUGUGUUUGUUGCGAAUCGGGCGCGUUUUAUGUGCGUGAGAGUGUGCUGCAGAAGUGGUGCUGCCGAACGGGACGUGAAAGAAGAAGUCACGGGUCGAGGAGAAGAGAACGGAGGGAAGAUCAGGAGGGCACAGCAAAAACGGGGACAAUAAACAAAUGAAUAAAUGGACGCUUCGUCCAUUAUAACACAAGUGUCCCGCGACAACGAACAAUUGAACAGUUAUCCGCCCGAAAAAGGGACACUACCGAAAAAUGAGAACGACAUAUCAGAUAGCGAGGGUCCGCCGAAGAAGGCGAAGGGCGGAUUCCUGCGAUCGCUGCUGUGCUGUCUGGGACGCAGCAAGGGAAAGGCUCAGAACAACCAGCAGUUCGGAUCAAGGGAAGUCACGUACGAGUCCGAGUCGCCCAGGUAUUUGCUGCCGCCGGUUCGGCACCAGGACAUGCAUAAAAAGUGCAUGGUCAUAGAUCUGGACGAGACGCUGGUGCAUAGCAGUUUCAAGCCCAUAAGCAAUGCCGACUUUGUCGUGCCGGUCGAGAUCGACGGCACCGUGCACCAGGUGUACGUGCUGAAGCGACCGUACGUCGAUGACUUCCUGAAGAGGAUGGGAGAGCUGUACGAGUGCGUGCUGUUCACGGCUUCUUUGGCCAAAUACGCGGAUCCCGUGGCCGACCUUCUGGACAGGUGGGGCGUCUUCAGGGCGCGUCUCUUCCGCGAAAGCUGCGUCUUCCACAGGGGGAACUACGUCAAGGAUCUUAACAAGCUGGGCAGAGAACUCCAGCAGAUCAUCAUCGUGGACAAUUCACCCGCUUCCUACAUAUUCCAUCCAGACAAUGCAGUUCCGGUAGCUUCGUGGUUCGAUGACAUGCAGGAUUCGGAGCUGCUGGAUUUGAUACCGUUCUUCGAGCAACUAAGCAAAAUGGACAAUGUGUAUACAGUGCUGUGCAAUUCGAACCAUCCGUACAACAGCACCAUCCAGCAGCAACAGCAGCAGCAGAUGAACGGCCCCACGGGUCCCUCGACACUGUCAUCUCCGACAAACACGUAGCACAAGAUCAACGGGAAGAGCAUCGCCAAAGUGAUCCUAACUAUCAUCGUACAAGCCUUCUACAAUGCAGGAGAGUUUGACUAUAUUAAGAAACAAAUCUGGUAAUGUAUAUUAUAUACAUAUAUUUACAUUAUUUUAAUCUUUGUAAUAUUAAUAAGAAUAAUAAUAAUAAUCUAUAUAUAUAUUUUACGCAUCUAAGAAAUAAUUGGAGAUGUUUUAAGAGAAGAAAACGAAAAUAUCAUAUUCGGAACAGAAACGAUGAUGGUCGAACAAAAAAAAA
This is a messenger RNA of Nicrophorus vespilloides, 1448 nucleotides long. RefSeq names its product carboxy-terminal domain RNA polymerase II polypeptide A small phosphatase 1 (gene hzg). The record is from RefSeq and is a predicted model, not a curated record. The transcript has 4 exons. NCBI's taxonomy places the organism in Eukaryota, Metazoa, Arthropoda, Insecta, Coleoptera, Silphidae. The coding region runs from base 287 to 1168 and encodes 293 amino acids. Gene Ontology annotation, molecular function: RNA polymerase II CTD heptapeptide repeat phosphatase activity.